GGAAGAGGGAGGAGAGUCCCCAGCGCCGAGGGAGCCCGGUGCUAGAGAAAGGUAAGCUUCAGCCCGGCGGGAGGUGAGCCUGAGGGUGGGGGGGACCCAAAGACCCUAUAGAGCCAGGAAAACUAUAGUGGUCCUCUAAAUUGUUAGUCAACAAAAUUAACACUGUUGCAAAAGCAGGAGAACUGCAGGUUUCGCAAACUUUUUAUAUUUACUCCCAAUUAAAAAAUGCAUAAUGAAAUGCAUACAAGUUUUCAUUUGGGGUAUAUCUACUAAAAAUGAUUAUUUAUUUUGGAUUUGGGCAGUGGAGUGUUUCUUCAAGGAAUUUAAUAGACUCAGGGUUUUUACUAUAAAGAAUUAUACACUAAAAGCAAUCGAAAUUAGUCAAACUAAGAUACAAAUUAAAAAAAAUAAAUAAAAUGUAAUUCUUAUUUUUGCUAAACGCCAUUGAUUAUUUCAAAUGAAAAAAAAACCACAUUUUACUCUGUACCAUUGUAUAAAACACAGGAGUUUUAUAUUUUUCAAAAACUGAAUUGUAACGAAAUUCCGGCUGAACAAAUCCUGUAGCAGGCAAGUUUGCAAAUAAAUUCACCUGCUCUUUAAACCUACAAAAAAAAAACUACAUUUGCCCACUGGCAGUAGAAACAUGUCAAAAUAAUGGUAAAAAAAAUAAUAGAUUUGCUACAAAUCAAUUGCCAGUUCUCCUUUAAGACUGGCUGUGAAGCCGGAUGCCACUCUUACAGGCCAUUCAUUGCCCAUGAGCGUUAACAAUUUUCUAAGGAUAUAAUCUUCCUAUUUUAUUUUUCAAUCUUUAUAUUUUAGUGAGUUAUUGCGCCAACUCAAUAUUUAAACACAUCUAAAUCUGUGAGAAUUAGUUGACCACUUUUAUACAAUGAGUUAAAUUCUGUUCAUCGAAAUUUGCACAGAAUUGUCCUCAGCUAGCCCAAACCUCUUGUUCCAAACUGCGGAAGGACAGGGUGCAGAGCUUUGGGGUUAAAUAGUUUGUAAACAGUUUAAUCCCUAAAGGUAAGCUGGUGCCAGUGGCCUCCUAAUACCAUAACAACUUCAUUACAAUGAAGUUGUUAUGGUGCCAGACUAUUCCUUUCAGUUAGCUACAGUGAAUUGUACAUUGAAUUCCUGACAAUACACACUAUUUAGGGUUAUUCUCUAAACACAGAACUGUAGAAAAUUAAAAUCCAAAUGGAAAAACCGAUGCUAACAUGGCCAGGUUUGCGCCUACAUUUUGCCAUUCGGAUUUUAAUGCGCUAUAUUUCGCUGUUUAGUGAAUACCCCCCUUUAAGAAUAACCAUGUACUGAGCAUCCCUGCCAUUGCCACUUGCAGAAUAAACAUGGCCUCAAUAUAUGUCCCAUGGCAAGGGGUGUGAUUUAGAUUUGCGAUAAGGGAGUGAAGGAGAAGCACAUGACACCACCAUUUACUAAACAUAGCGCAUCUCUUUCACAGGUUCAGCGAAGUUUUUUUUGGGAAACAAUAGAGUGCCAUAACUAAGGAAGUCCGCCCAAGUUAUAGAGCUCACAGGCCGCUCUGCACACGCAUCAUCUCUAUGGUGAGUGAAAGGUCUCAAAUGACGUCACUUUCCGCUUCCGCUCUCUCUUCGCUACGCGGUAGGCCAAGAUGGUGAGUUGUUUGUUGGGUUCUCUCCCGUUUCAAUCUGCCGGCAUCCUCGCUGUCUGUAAUCUGCACCGGCUCGGUCUAUGGAGCCGCUUUACUAGUGACUCUCAGGGAACAUGUCCAGAGGGAUAUUGCCGGCAAUAUUCGCUUUUAUUGAUGAAUUUAUACCGGGUGGGAGUUAGGAAAUAGUCUCAUAGGAAUGGACGGGCCUUUAAUGGAAGUUCCCUGUAAGCUUUCACCACGAGCGUACAGCGGCUGUCAUUAAACCAAUUAUAGUUCAUUCUCUAUGAAUUACAGUCGGUUAUAACGCGAAUUUACUUUUUUUUUUUUUUUCCUCUCAUUGUCUUUGCAGUGUAUUAAAGCAGACUAGUUUGCCUCUGCAGACAUUUACAAAAUACCUGUACAAACUACUGAUGUACAAUCACAUCAUUUAGAUGGAUGACGUUUGUAUUACUGAACUGGGGUUUGAGCUAUUGCAAUGUGCUGGAACUCUUAAUAUGCACCAUAACCACUACCACUCACUGCAGUGGCACAAGUCUGUGGGUGAUGCCUCAUAUUUUAUUGUAUAACAAUUUAAGAUAAAUGUGUCCAAAAUUAAAACCACUGCUUCUAGCACCCACUAACACUUAUGCAUUUGCAUUUAAACAGGUUGGCAUUAAAAUGCAUAUAUCUAAGCAUGGGCACAACUUUGCAUCAUUGUGAAGUUUACGGUGCAGGGACUACAGCUUACCGCAUGCGUUUGUUCCUGGAACACAAGCUUUGUAUCCUGUAUAUUGCGGGACAUGGGUUCAUAUCAGAACCCUUUCAGAAUUCGACACUUGCAACUGUUCACACAAUUAUGCAUUAACCUAUUGGGGGUUGGCUUUUAAACCGGCACUGUGACAGUCUGGGUGAUUUGCUAAAUUUACAAAGACCCCAGACUAUGACAUUGCCACUUGGGGGGGUGGGGGGGGCAGGGAAAGGUGAAUUAUACUUGCCCGAACCUGUCCCUUGCGGGCGCCACCAUAUUCUUGUGGUGGACCAUCUUCAGCGAAGUGCCAGGAGCUGCUGUACUCUUGCACUUGCGCAAGCGCACAGCAUUGCAGUCUGGAUCUUCCAUUGACAGAGCCAAUUCCAUGCUGCUGGGUGAUACUUCUAGACGGCAGUAGUUCUCCCAGUGUCCAGAAGUGUCAGGUGUAGGAAAUAUACGUAUGACAAAGUGGUCCCUAUUUUGUCAUUUGUUUUUAGUUAGAAACUGAUAAAUACCGGGGGGGUGGGAGAGGGGUAGUGAAUAGGAAGCGAUUGGGGGGGGGAAAGAAAGGCUUGACAGUGAUGUUUUAGGUUACAUUCCCUUUUAAAGUUGUUGACAAAAGUGCUAAAUGUGUAACUUACGGUCUGCACAUUCCCUGAAGUUUAAUUUCUAGAGUUCACUGUGCAUUUCUCUAGUUGACAAGCUUUCCACAAUUCUUAUAAUUUGUUGGACCUUUAUUUGGGAAUGUCUGCAUGUGCAGUAAUAUUUUUGGCAAAUUCUAAAUCUUUGCCAUCAAAAAAAUGAAUGUGCAAACCACUAUUUCCAUUAGGUCAUAUGCUAGAACAGUGCAUACUUUAAAGGAGCAUCAGUUAUGUUAGGAGUGCCCUGGCAACCUCCCAAGAUGAAUAGUAAGUUUGCUAAUUAUUUGCCAACUUACCUGGGUUCCUGGACACUGGUCAGAGCCUCUAGAACAGCUAUAAGCCAUUGGAGAGAACUUUUCACCUUUAUUUUAUUAUGUAUUAAGUGCAGGCAUAUUCUGUAGCGCUGUACAAUGGGUGGACUAACAGAUGCAUAAUUGUAACCAGACAAGUUGGGGUUGAGGGCCUUGCUUAGUGAGCUUACAUGCUAGAGGAAAAGUGGUUUGGCUGCUUACCCUAUGAUGGUGCCGGGGCAUGUUUGGCACCAUAAAUACUUGGUGAUCAGUGGUUAUGGUGCUUGUAGUGCUCCUUUGAAUUUUCACAUUUGACAUGCCAGGUAAAAUUUAGAUUUUUUUUAAUUGGGAGGUGGAUUCUAUAAUGGAGCAAGACCUCAGAAUUUAUUUUAUGGAAUUAGAUGGGUUUGUUAAAUGGCGUUUUCUUUUCCAAUAGGUCAAUGUUCCGAAGACACGUCGGACCUACUGCAAGAAAUGUGGGCGUCAUCAGCCACAUAAAGUGACUCAGUACAAGAAGGGAAAAGAUUCCCUGUACGCCCAAGGUAAGAGCAAAGCUGUGUAGAUGUUAUGUAUGGUAUGUUACAUGUGAUUGUGUGGCAGGUUAGAUGCUAGUGAAUUGUUUUGUCUGUCUUGAUUAGCUUAUCCCACUGAUAGUAUGUACUUUCUUUAGUGUUGUAACUGAAACUAUAUUCCCUUCUUACGUUACUUGUCACCUUACAUUUACUAGUGCAUAAAAAUGAUGUAUGAAACUUUAACAUUAAAGUGAUGUGGAUGGUAUAUUGCAUUCUAUUCAUGUCUACAGCUUUUGGUUAGUUUUAUUUCUUCUUUCAAGUAAUUGAGAUGCAGUACGUUGUAUUGCAUAUCUGAUAUUGCUUGUAGAGGCAACUAGAAGGCUAUUUAAAGGGACACUAGAUUCACCCAAAUCACUUAAUCUCAUUGAAGUGGUCUGGUUGCAGUGUCCCAGUCCCAAUUAGUCCUGCAAUGUAAAUCAUUGCAGUUCUUGAGAAACUAAUAAUUAUGGCUGUCUGACGGCCUCUAGAGGCAGUCUUAGUCCUGCAAUGUAAUUAUUGCAGUUUCUCAAUACUGCAAUAAUUACCUUGCAGGACUAACACUGCCUCCAGUAGCUGUCAGACAGCCACUAGAGACACUUCCUGGUUGCUAACAGACUUUCGGUCGCCUAACCCAUCGGAUUAGGAGGUGGAUCGCCGACCCAGCAACAAGGAACCUCGGCUCUGGAAUCUGGUAAAUUACUAAAGGGCUUUUUUCCCUUUCGUUGCUGGAUGGGGAGGAGGGACCAGUGGACUCUAUAGUGUUAGGAAUACAAAUUUGUAUUCCGAACACUAUAGAAUCCCAUUAAUUCAAUUUUGUCUAUUGUGCAUGCACACACAAGGCUUUCCUCUUCCCUGGAUAGCAAAACACAGCCUGGUUUAGCUUAUCUGCCACUUAGGAGUUUAUGGGAUAAGAUCGGUCCCUGGCUAGAAUGAGGCUAUUGUGAUUAGAGCUAUAAUUUGUUUUACCUAGAAAAUCCUUUUUAAAUGUGAUAAUUUUUCUAAACUACAAAUUAAUUGCUGACUGUGUUGUACUUUGCUCAAUAACCUAUUCACUUAAUGCAUCUCCCAACAGGAAAGAGGCGAUAUGACCGCAAGCAAAGUGGUUAUGGUGGACAAACAAAGCCUAUCUUCAGGAAGAAGGUGGGUGUCUUUGUGUUGUUUUUUUUUUUUUUUGUUUCCUUCUAAAAGAAAUAUUAAAGAAUCAAUGGUGUAAAAAUUACUCUUUAAUAUAAAGCAUUGCUAAUUUGCAGAAAAAAAAACUGCAAGAGGAGGCUCCACUAAUCUAGAGCCUUUCACUUUUGUCUAUGGGGUCUCAUGUCAUCUCAUAAACCAAUGUCCAACAGUAAUUUUAUAGGACAACUAGUUUUAUAAUUAAAAAAAAAAGUUGGUCAUCACAUAGGAUUAAUAAAGUGAUGGAUGCCCUUUAACGUUUGGGUGUAUGCAGGGCUUGGACUGAUCUCUUUUGGAAAGAAACUAAAAUUCUGCAUGCAUGACUUUGACAAAGAUGAGAAAAUACUAUAAUCACUUUUUAACUUGUUUAACCCCUUCCCGACCGCAGGUGUAUUAGGUAUGUCCAACAAAAAUGGUCCUUAAGGACCUCUGACAUACCUAGUACAUCUGCAGCAUUCCUAAUUACUUACUUGAUCGCUGCUGUUCUCCCGCCAGCGAUAGACAGUCGCCCCCAAAACGAGAGGAAUGACAGUCCUCCCUCUGCAAAUUAGGCACCCGCUGGCCAUGUGAUCGCUCUGAAAUAUGUAACUUUCCAAGACCCCCUAAAACCUGUACAUUGGGCUACUCUAUGUAUAUUUAUAUAUAUUUUCAGUGAAACUUACGUUUUUUGCCUUUUUCACACAAACUGCACUUUCACUGUUGAUAUUGUGAUAAGCUUUACUGUUUUGAAACACUAAUAUUUGUGUUCAGCAAAGUCUCCGGAGUAUAACAGUAUCCCCGAUGUACAGGUUUUAUAGUGUCUUUGAAAGUUACAGGGUCAAAAAUAAGGCUUGCUUUUCAGUUUUUUUUCCACAUUGAAAAUUGCUGGAUUGGUUAUGUUGCCUUUGUGAGCGUAUGGUUGCCCAAGAAUGAGAAUUACCCCCAUGAUAACAUACCAUUUGCUAAAGAAGACAACGCAAGGUAUUGCAAAUGGGGUAUGUCCAGUCUUUUUUAUUAGCCACUUAGUCACAAACACUGGCCACGGUUAGCGUUUAUCUGUGUUAAAAAAGCAAAAAAACUACUACUAAUGCUAAUUUUGGUCAGUGUGUGUCUAAGUGGCUACUAAAAGACUAGACCUACCCCAUAUUGAAUACCCUGGGUUGUUUGUAUUUAUAACUAUUUCCAUCUGGGCAUUACAUUGUGGCAUUCUUUUUAAUUGUGCUGAAGCACAGCCUGGUUGAAUGGAAUUCAGCAAAUAAACUUGGUAUUUUGCUUGACUUUCCUUUAGACUGCAGAGCUACUUAUCCAGAUUGCAUGUACACACUAGUUUGUCCUUUAACGAGAAGUAGGGAAGGUAUAAAUUUCACCAAUUCAAAGAAAACAUGACUCUCUUUACUUUUUAUUUCAUUGCAGGCUAAGACCACAAAGAAGAUUGUGCUGAGGCUGGAAUGCGUUGACUCAAACUGCAGAUCCAAGAGAAUGUUGGCAAUCAAGAGAUGUAAACACUUUGAACUUGGAGGUGACAAGAAGAGAAAGGUGUGUAUUUGUAUUUAGAUGUAUAACUAGGAAGCAUUUUUAUGAACACAGAAAAAAGGGGCACAGUGAAAUGAAAAUAGAAUGGCAUGGUUAAGACUAGCUAUAAAUAUAAUGGCACUUGAAAAAUUUUACAAAAAGCAUUUGGCUUUCAUUUUGCAGUUUUGUUUUUAUAUUAGAAUUCAGUGCACAGUGAAUAUAAUUAUUUGACUUUCAUAUGUGGGAUCACAGAAUGAAAAAAUUAAAAUGAUGGGUUUUGGAAAGUAUAUUCCAAACUUUUUCUCUUUGGUUAAUGAUGUAGAAACUAUAGUUCUGUGAAAUAAUUUUGUUCCUAAUUUAUUUAUUUAUUCUCUUUUUAGGGACAAGUUAUCCAGUUCUAAAUUGCUGCAGUGUUUGUUUCCAACUAAUAAAAUUGUCAUAUGAUCAAAUUCUUCAAGUUUCGUUUUUUUAUAUAUAUAUAUAUU
This is a messenger RNA of Pelobates cultripes (western spadefoot toad), 6985 nucleotides long. The record is from the annotation of a GenBank genome assembly. NCBI's taxonomy places the organism in Eukaryota, Metazoa, Chordata, Amphibia, Anura, Pelobatidae.